Messenger RNA from Eutrema salsugineum, 765 nucleotides. RefSeq names its product histone H3.2. Gene Ontology annotation, molecular function: DNA binding; protein heterodimerization activity; structural constituent of chromatin. The record is from RefSeq and is a predicted model, not a curated record. NCBI's taxonomy places the organism in Eukaryota, Viridiplantae, Streptophyta, Magnoliopsida, Brassicales, Brassicaceae. The transcript has a single exon. Gene Ontology annotation, cellular component: nucleosome. Bases 105 to 515 code for a protein of 136 amino acids.
GUCUUUGAAAAUGAGAAUCCCAUAAACAACGUGUAAUCUCACAAGAAACACAUAAAUUCUCAUUGCCAAAAAUCAAAUUGUCUCUUAUUCGUUAGAUUCAUCAAAUGGCUCGUACGAAGCAAACAGCAAGGAAAUCCACCGGAGGAAAGGCACCAAGGAAGCAGCUCGCGACGAAGGCGGCGAGGAAAUCGGCUCCGGCGACCGGAGGAGUGAAGAAGCCACACAGGUUCCGUCCCGGAACAGUGGCGCUUAGAGAGAUCAGGAAGUACCAGAAGAGCACGGAGCUUCUGAUCCGCAAGCUUCCGUUCCAGCGAUUGGUGCGAGAGAUCGCUCAGGAUUUCAAGACAGAUCUGCGUUUCCAGAGCAGCGCCGUCGCGGCUCUCCAGGAAGCGGCAGAAGCAUAUCUCGUAGGGUUGUUUGAAGACACUAACCUGUGUGCGAUUCACGCUAAGAGAGUUACCAUCAUGCCAAAGGACAUUCAGCUUGCCAGGAGGAUCAGAGGCGAGAGAGCUUGAGGAUUGAGGAUAAUGCACACUAACACUUAGGUCGGCCUUUUCGAUUUGCUUCCGUUUUGUCUACGUACAUCUUUCGUUUUUCUUUUUCUCCUGAUUUCCGCGUUCGAUUAGGUUUUGCUUUUAUGGUGUUCGAUGUAUUGCCUCAACGAGUCAAAUAAAUCAUAUCCUAUCUUAAUUUUCUUCUCAGUUAAUCGCUGAAAUGUGAUCUGGAAAACGCUUUCUUACUUACAAUUUGAUUAUAUUUUUAGAA